UGGUAUACUCUGGUUAAAAAAAUCAAUGAGAUUAUAAAGAUAUUGUUCUAAUAUAACAUUAAUUAGGGACCAAACUGUCACGUUUAGGAAUAAAGAGACUAAACUAUAACUUUACAUAUCAGGGACCAUAAUGAUUUUUUGUCAUUUUCUACCUCACAAGGGAGCUAGCUUGUCAAUUUAUCCUCUUCUUUGAAUAUUUAUUAAACUCCUUGAAACGUUGACCCAUAUCAUAUAAAUUUAACGAAUUUCAUCAAAGAUCAAUAAUUUUAACAAAUCAUCAUGAUCAAUAUCAAUUUGACAUGCUAACUUAAUCUUAUCCAAUAAUUAACUUUAAAAACAAGCCCAUUUAACCUUUAAUCUUAACAGCUUAUGGGUUAAUCUGGGUUGAUUUUGUCCACCCGUGACUUAUAGACCUUGUUUAAUAAUUAGGGCACGAUUAUUAGCGGAAAACAACAAUGGAUAAACACCACGAGUAUUACAAUCAUUAAUUACCUUUACCUCGCGCACCUGGUUCUUUCCUAAAUCCCACCAUUCUAUAUCGAGACACGCGUCAAACACCCAGCGAACCCAUUUUACACACUCACUCGCUCUCUCUCGACUCUUCCCUCUCCUCCUCUCUCUCUCUCAACCGGCCACAUAAAAGAAAUACAUAAACAAAGGCAAACCCUAAAGAUAGAGAAAAUUUUGAUUUUCAGGUUUCUUUUUGGAUAGAAGUGUAGAAAGCUUUCAAAAUCCCAUCUUUAAAUGGCAGAGAUACACCCACCUGAGACCCAUCUAAACAGCGGCGGCUUUGGCGGUGGAGGAAGCAGCGGAGGAGGGGGGGCAUUAACUUCAACUGAAACUGUGGGGUCAAAGAGGCAGCGGAGGCCAAGUGUCCGAUUAGGCGAGAUAGGCGGUGGAGACCAACUUUAUGAAUCCCAACACCACCGUAGAACUGCCAGCAAUAGUUGGAAACAACAGCAGCAGCAGAUUUUGGGUUUUAAAGAGGCAAGUAAAUCAUCAAAGACUCGAGCUUUAACGAAUUUAAGUGAGUUUAAUGAAACUCCUGACGGGGAUAAUGAUAUUAAUUUGGAUAGUGUUGCAAUUGGGAGUUGGAGAGUUAAGCAUUCAUCGAAAAAGAGAGGGUCUUUGAAUGUUAGUGCCAAGCGAGUUAGGUCUAAUUGGGUGUCUAAAUUUGAUGAUAGUGGUGGUGGAGUUGGUAAUGGUGGUGAAGGGGAGGAGAAAUAUAGCGAUGGUGAAGAUAUGGGUGAGGAGGAGGAAGAGAUUUAUAGAGAAUUUGAUGUUGAGAAUUCAGAAAGUUUGUUGAAAGAACAAAGCCCAAUUCAUGAUUCACUUGAGAAUUUGGGAGAUGGGAAUGAGAGGGAAGUGUACUACAAUAGGAGAGUGGUUAGGGGGAGGAAUUAUCGUAAUGUUAAUCAAGAUUAUCUUCCUGAGGGGGUUGAAUUAUCAAGCCCGUCGGAUAAUGAUACGAGAGAUUAUAGGAAUAAUGGGAGGUGUGGCGAUGGCAGUGGCAGUGGCGGGGAGGAUGGAGUGAGGAUUUGGCUGAAUAGUUUAGGGUUAGGGAAAUAUGCGCCUGUUUUUGAGAUUCAUGAGGUGGAUGAUGAGGUUUUGCCAAUGUUGACAUUGGAGGAUUUGAAGGAUAUGGGAAUCAAUGCUGUUGGGUCUAGAAGGAAGAUGUUUUGUGCUAUUCAGAAGCUAGGAAAGGGGUUUUCUUGAUGUUUUUGGGUGAACUUGCAGUUCUGGUUGUUUUCUAAUGGAGAAUUUGUUUCAGCCAUGGUUAAUUAGAAGAAAUAUUAAGUCAAUUCCAAAGAUUUGGAGAAGACUUGUUAGGUAACUCAUGUUAUGGCAUUCUUGAUCAUGAGCCGUUGUAGAGAUCUCAAACUGACAGAAAAGUGGAGAAGGUCAUACCUUUGGAGCAUGCUUCUCAGCAAAUGAAGUAUUGGUCAAAUUUGUUUUAGCCAGUUGGUAUAACUUUGAUCAUAUGUUAAUGUUUGUGGACCAAAUUUUGUGAAAGAAGCCAUGUCGAACUCGCCAACAUUAAACUUCUGUGGGGGUCUGCUGGCUUUGAGGUUCCAUUGGCAGAGCUGCAAAUGUGAUAUUCAUUUGACUAGUUUAGAGGCUUGAAGAUCUCCUCGCAAAGGUCCUAUAAUGUAGACAUACCAGAUAAAGUGCUUCUUGAAACUUGAAUGUCGGUCUGCAGAGUACAAUUCCUAGCUUAUUUAUGAGGUCAAGAUUCAGGAUUAGACGUCGUCUCUAGAAGGGUGCAUAGUUCUUUUUUAUCCGUACUAUAAAUGUCCGCUACAGUGACAACUAUCUCUUUACAAGCCCUAGCAAUUUGCUGUAUUAGAAGUUAAAAGUUGCUCCAUUGUUCAA
Populus nigra (black poplar) is the source of this 2373-nucleotide messenger RNA. RefSeq lists its product as uncharacterized. The record is from RefSeq and is a predicted model, not a curated record. Bases 745 to 1716 code for a protein of 323 amino acids. Gene Ontology annotation, molecular function: protein binding. NCBI's taxonomy places the organism in Eukaryota, Viridiplantae, Streptophyta, Magnoliopsida, Malpighiales, Salicaceae. The transcript is spliced from 3 exons.